ACAGAUUCCUCGUAACUCAGUUCCACUUACGGCAUCGAACUCAACUCAUGCAACGCUAAAAAAUCCUCUUUUGUCGCAGUUUUUUCGACAAUUGCCUCUUUCAUAUUUUUUCACUGAAUUUUAGCGCGUAAAUACCUAAAUCCUUAGCGGCAACGUAAAAGUUUCAGUUUUUGUAUCAAUUACAGUGACCCAAUUGCAACCACAAAAAAUCUAGGGUUUUUAUUCUAAAAAGUGUAAAUUUUAGCUGCCCUUUUCUUCCAUUGUGAUCCUGCGUCUCAACAAACUCAAAUUCAUUCAAGAGUUCGCGCAGAGAAUCAAUGGGUCGCUCUCGUGGGAAUUUCCACCACGCCGAUGAGGACCCCAACCAGAGGUCAAGGAGAAAAAAGAAUGCUGCCAGUGGAGAGAAUUCGGAGUCUGGAGCUGCAGGCCAAGGAGCAGGCGAAGGGAAAAAGGCUCUGUACCACUGCAAUUAUUGUAAUAAGGAUAUAACAGGAAAAAUCCGUAUUAAGUGUGCCAUGUGCCCAGAUUUUGACUUGUGUAUAGAGUGCUUUUCUGUUGGAGCUGAGGUGACACCUCAUAAAAGCAACCACCCUUACAGGGUUAUGGAUAAUUUGUCUUUCCCUCUUAUUUGCCCAGACUGGAAUGCAGAUGAUGAAAUUUUGCUUCUAGAGGGAAUUGAAAUGUAUGGCUUGGGAAACUGGACAGAAGUUGCCGAGCAUGUUGGAACCAAAAACAAAGAGUCAUGCAUAGAACACUAUAGGAAUGUAUACCUGAAUUCCCCGUUCUUUCCUGUUCCGGAUAUGUCUCAUGUUGUUGGGAAAAACAGAAAAGAACUUCUUGCCAUGGCGAAAGGGCAGGGUGAAGACAAGAAAGGAAUUUCCAUGGCGGAUCUUAGUAUAAAGGCAGAAUCUUCCUUUUCUCCAUCUAGAGUCAAGGUUGAAGAUUCGCAUAAAGCUGGCUCUGCUAAUCGUUUGGCAUCCAGUUUGAAUUCAGAGUCGGAUGGCCCCUCGGGUAACACACAUGCUGCAAACCAAAAGGCAUCUAAUGUGGGCCGUGGAAAAGGUGGUCCAGGAAUCAUUAAAAUGGAAGAUUCUCAACUAGACAGAGAUUUUGGAGGAAAAAAGCCUACUUCCUCUGGAAAUGAAGGUCCUUCUUUAGUAGAAUCGAGUGGUUAUAACGCCAAAAGACAGGAAUUUGAUCCUGAAUAUGAUAAUGACGCUGAACAACUACUUGCUGAAAUGGAAUUUAAGGACACUGACACUGAUGAUGAGCGAGAGCUGAAACUACGGGUGUUGCGUUUCUAUGCAAAAAGGCUUGAUGAAAGAAAGCGAAGGAAGGAUUUCAUACUUGAAAGAAAUUUGUUAUACCCAAAUCCAUUUGAGAAGGAUUUUACACCUGAGGAGAAGGCAAUAUGUCGGAAUUAUGACUUAUUCAUGCGCUUUCAUACUAAGGAGGAGCAUGAGGAAUUGCUUAGAACCGUUAUCUCUGAACAUAGAACUCGUAAAAGACUUCAAGACCUUAAGGAAGCCCGGGCUGCUGGUUGCCGCAAUUCAGCUGAAGCUGAUAGAUAUCUGGCACAAAAGAGAAAAAGGGAAGCUGAAGAAAGUGCUCGUAGGACAAAAGAAAGUGCUCAGGGUGGCCCAAGCAAUCUAGGGGUUUCUAAUGCAUUGAUGUCUCCAGACUCUGCUGGCAAGGAUUUGAGAGGAAGACCUGCAGGGCCUGCUACUUCUAGUUCUGUCAAUGAAAUGGACGUGACAGGAUACUAUGGGGCAGAUUUACUUUCUGAAUCGGAGAAACGUUUAUGCUGUGAGCUAAGGUUGCCUCCAGCCAUGUAUCUAAAGAUGCAAGAGCAGCUGUCUCUACAAAUACUUGCUGGCACUGUCACUGCAAAAUCUGAUGCUCAUCAAUUGUUCAAGAUGGAUGCCAUGAAAAUUGACAGGGUGUAUGAUAUUCUCAUUAAAAAGGGGAUUGGUUCCCCCUGAGGCCUCCCUUGUUUCUGAUGUGUCACUUCAUAGAUUACUCUCUCCUACCCUCCCAUAAUUGAAAUAAAUUAGUCUUGUUUAACAAGGUUGAUAUAAAUUUUGAAGUGCUGUAUCAAGCUUUAGUAAUGGGCUGAGUUAGAUAAAGAGCAGACGAUACACACAAGUUAAACAUGGUUUUAUCUCACAUCUCUUAUGCUUCUCUCCCUACCCAACUGACCAACUCCAUGAAUGUGGUUGCAUUUGUAUGGAGUGGAUAGACAUGGGAAGUUAAUAUGAAUGUAUUAUGUAUUAUUAUGUAGACAAGGUCAAGGUCUUGAUGCAAAAAUUGGAAAUGUAGACUCAAAAUUUGUUUAUUCAGACUUCUGUAUUUCUCCAUAGUUUCUACAACAUUCUAGUUUUUAGGGUACUAAAACCCUUGAUGGCUUGUUGCACAUUUAUUGGUUACUUUAUCUUACAAUGUAGGUUCAAUUGUGUUUAUAA
Molecule: messenger RNA, 2462 nt
Organism: Glycine soja
Lineage: Eukaryota; Viridiplantae; Streptophyta; Magnoliopsida; Fabales; Fabaceae
Product: transcriptional adapter ADA2b-like
Exons: 13
Coding region: 318-1982 (554 amino acids)
Biological process (GO): chromatin remodeling; regulation of transcription by RNA polymerase II
Cellular component (GO): nucleus
Molecular function (GO): zinc ion binding; chromatin binding; transcription coactivator activity
Source: RefSeq, a predicted model, not a curated record